Triticum turgidum subsp. durum (durum wheat) is the source of this 594-nucleotide messenger RNA. The record is from the annotation of a GenBank genome assembly. NCBI's taxonomy places the organism in Eukaryota, Viridiplantae, Streptophyta, Magnoliopsida, Poales, Poaceae.
AUGCGAGUCCGAAGGAGCAUGAACUUGCUUACGACAGUCAACACUCGGCAUAAGAUCGGCAAGGAGUUGCAAGGUCUCAAGAGACGUGUCAUGGAGGUGAGCGAGAGGCGCAUGAGGUACAAGGUUGACAGCACAGUCUCAAAGCCAAACAACACAGCCAUAGACAUACGCCUGUUGGCGCUCUUUGCGGGCACGGCGGACCUCGUGGGCAUCAAUGAACUGAGGGACGAACUGAUUAAGGUGAUGCUGGAUGGAGAUCUUGGUAAGACUACACUUGCCACAGACGGCGUUUGUGCUCAGCAGCUGAAGGUGCUCUCUGUUGUGGGGUUUGGAGGCCUUGGUAAGACUACACUUGCAAAUCAGAUUUAUCGCAAACUGGAGGGGCAGUUCCAGUGCCGAGCUUUUGUUUUUGUGUCCCAAAAACCUAACAUAAGGAAGAUUCUUAGAAACAUACUCUCUCAAGCUGGUUAUGUGGCUCUGGAUCAAACUAAUGUGGAAUCAUGGGAUGAGGAUCAGCUGAUCAGGACACUUCGAAGAUUUCUUGCAGAGAAGAGAAAAACAAGGCAACUUCAGCUACCAUUUAUUCAAUUCUAA